AAGCGGAAGAAUACUGGAAGAAACUUGGCGAUAACGCUUCCCUAGAAUUCACCGAAUGGAUUCAUUGUAUCAACGUAGAUACGCAAAUACGAAUAGUUACCGGUCAACAAACUUACGCGCUCUCUACAUAUUUCAACUCUCUCCUUCCGCCGCACCUCAAAAAACCUCUCCCUCAGUCAUCUAUCCAAUCGUAUUCUAAAUUCGUGUCUCAUAUUCUCUCUUUCAAUGAAGUCGGCAAAUAUUUUCACAUUAUCUCACCGUUCUUUAGACACUAUGUCCCAGGCUUUAAACAGAUAGCAGAACGGAUGAAGAAAAGAUUCGGUUGGCUUACAGAGGAAAUGAAAAAAAUUGUAGAUGAAAGGAAGAGAGUGAUUGAAAACAUGAACGACGAGGAAGAGUUGAAAGUCGAUUUGUUGUCUCUGAU
This is a messenger RNA of Paraglomus occultum, 424 nucleotides long. The record is from the annotation of a GenBank genome assembly. NCBI's taxonomy places the organism in Eukaryota, Fungi, Glomeromycota, Glomeromycetes, Paraglomerales, Paraglomeraceae.